AUGCCUACUGCCUCGCCGCUCCUUGCAGAAACGGUGCUCUAUCGCUUCGGGCUGUCGCUUAUGGCCACCGAUCUUUCAAGUGUGCACUUCCAUGGCGGCCUUCUCAACAUCGGAUGUGUGAUCGAUGCCGGGGCCGAGCCCGAGUCUGCUGGUCGCGAUGUCAGGAUCGCAGGUCGCCGUCAGGAGGACAAGUUCCACCUCCCACUCACCCGCCCAGGUUGA
Molecule: messenger RNA, 222 nt
Organism: Penicillium cataractarum
Lineage: Eukaryota; Fungi; Ascomycota; Eurotiomycetes; Eurotiales; Aspergillaceae
Exons: 2
Coding region: 1-222 (73 amino acids)
Source: RefSeq, a predicted model, not a curated record